Messenger RNA from Magallana angulata, 1990 nucleotides. Its product is annotated as sorting nexin-4-like. Bases 32 to 1330 code for a protein of 432 amino acids. Gene Ontology annotation, molecular function: phosphatidylinositol binding. Lineage: Eukaryota; Metazoa; Mollusca; Bivalvia; Ostreida; Ostreidae. Gene Ontology annotation, biological process: protein transport. The transcript is spliced from 13 exons. The record is from RefSeq and is a predicted model, not a curated record.
GACUUAUCUAAAAUUAUUAUUUCCGGUCACAAUGGCUGACGAUGCAAUACCAAAAUACUCUCCAGAGGGUUUAUCACACGACUCUGCAGAAGAAGAUCCAUUUGAAAAUGCCAGACAGGCAGGAAAGAAAAAUCUGCUACAAUGGAUGGAGAUCUCGGUGGCUGAGCCAGAAAAAAGAGUUGUGACGUCAAUGAAGGUCCAGGAUACAUUUAUUGUAUAUCUGGUUGAAACAAGAAUCACAGAUAAGAAUAUUAAGUACAACGGGGAUGGGACGUCGUCUUUAUGGCGACGCUACAGCGAGUUUGAGCUGCUACAGAAUUACCUGUCCAUCACCUAUCCCUACAUCGUUGUCCCUCCUCUACCCGAAAAAAAGGCUUCCUAUGUUUGGCAAAAUAGUCCCACCGACAAAUUUGACACAGAAUUCAUUGAGAGAAGACGAGCAGCACUAGAGAUUUUUAUGCUGAGGGUUGCUGCACAUCCAGUUCUCUCUCAAGACAAAAUCUUCAUUGGAUUUAUGCAGCGGGAGGAUGGCUGGAAGGAGUCUGUGUACCUGACUGACUUCCAGAGUAAGGCUGACUCCAGACUGAAGGCUCUGAGUGCUUCCUUCAGACUAAGGAGUCCGGACAGACAGUACGAUGAGUUAAAGAAUUACUGUAACGAGCUAGAGAGCAACAUCGCCAAUCUUCUCAAAAUCCGAGCUAGAAUGGCUGAUAAGCUUUACGGAAUUCAUAAAAUUCAUGCUAAUUAUGGCCGGGUGUAUAACGAAUGGAGUGGAAUAGAGAAAGACAUGGCUGAACCUCUACAGAGUGCAUCUCACUACAUGAAUGUUUUCUCGCAGAGUGUGGAUGGAAUUCUUGACGAGGAGGAACAGUACGCAGACCAGCUCAAGGAAUAUCUCGCCUUUGCUGACUCACUCAGGUCUGUGUGUAGAAAGUACGAGUGUCUGCAGUACGAUGUGGAACGUGCGGAAGACAACCUCGCAUACAAAAAAAGCCAGAAAGACAUGAUGGAGCAAGGAAAAACCGGAGGCGCUUUCUCGUUAAGCGGGAUGAAGACCAAGUUAUUCGGCAGCGACACGCCAGAACAACGCGACCAAAAAAUCAAACAGCUCGAAGAACAGAUCAAACAGACAGAGGAGGAGGUCCAAACCACCUCCCAGGACCUACAAAAAUUUAUUGAUGCUUCUUUGAGGGACAUUGACAGAUUCAAAAGACAGAAAGUCAAAGAUUUGAAGGAAAUAUUUACCAAUUAUGCUGUGAUGCAAAUAAAACAAUGCAAAAAGGGAAUAGCUAUCUGGACCAGUGCGAAGGACUGUUACACAAAGAUGUGAGGGGUGUAGACGACCGUGUUAAUCUGUCUGUCAUGUGAUAUUGAUAAUCCUUACAUGUAAUGAUCAUACUUCCAUUGAGGGAAAAAGAGGAGAGAUGUUGACAUGGACUUGUGCAAUAUGAGGACAGGGGUAGCCUCACCAUUCCAUGGGGUCACCAUGUGCAAUACCUAGCUAGGGUUUUAUCUCCAACAUUCUUUAUCAUAGGAUUUUUAAUCUUGUCAUAUAUUUUAUUUUACGGUGCAUGUAGAAUGUGCUGUGGUUGUGAACAAUGAAGUCCUAGUCAUUUAUAGAAAUACUCAACUGGUGGAUUUCUCUUUGAAACAAAUCUCUGAGGCUCUAUCUUUUUAGUUCCCCAUAUUUUCUAGAAACUGUGGCAGUUGUUAGAAUAUUAAAUGCAUAUUCAUACAUGCCAUUUUAUCAUGAAUGCUAUGUUGAGGAGUACAGUAUUCUCAAUUGUUAAUUUAGGCUUGCGUAAGUAUUGGCUGGUGUUGCUUUUUGUAAGUAGAUCUAUUCGUGACAAUAGCUAUUCCCACAAAUUGUGAAACAUAUGUUAAGAGAGACUGCAAAUGUUGAAUUUUACUACAUGUUCAUAUUUUACUGUUGUGAAAAUAUUGUGUUGCGAGUAGAAACACAAAUAAAUCUGCGAUUGUUGUAAACUUG